AUGUUUUUUUUUGUUUUGUUUCUGUGGAGGGCCCCUGUUGUCUGCCUGGAUGUGGAUGGCCAGGUGGUGCGCAUCAAUCAGAACACUACGAAGCGGGACAGCCGCUUCACGGUGCCCCUGGAGCAGGCGGUGGCCUGGUACGAGGCCUAUGACAGAUUCCUGCGUCUCGCUCACGACGAGAUCGUCGAGUUCAAGACGCGGCCUGGCGACGUGUACGUGUUCAACAACCUGCGCAUGCUCCACGGCCGCAAAACCUACGAGGACUCGCCGCAGAACAAGCGCCACCUAGUCGGCGCCUACGUCGACUGGGACAUUAUCUACCCCAGCAGGACCCCACGCUUCCCCCAGCGCCCAGGAAUGUCAUCAAAAAUGGCCCGCCUGGCCAGUCCUAGCAUUGUGGAGAUCAACGAGGCUGACGGGCAGCGCCUCAAGUACCCCCAGGUCUGGUUGCGGGACAACUGCCAGUGCACGGAGUGCUUCCAUGCGCCGACGCGGGCACGCAAGAGCCACUGGGAGCGCGGACCACUCCACGUGGGCGCCCAGCGGGUGAGCUACGACGAGCAGCGACAGCAGCUUCAAGUCGACUGGCAGGACGAGCACAAGAGCGUUUACCAACUGCAGUGGCUGCGGGAGCGGGACUUUGGGGACGCGGCCAGGCAGAGGUACUUGGAGGAGGUCUACCGGCCGCCCGUCCAGCUCUGGGGCAAGACGCAGUUCAAGGAUGUGAGCCGGGAGUUCGAUUACCAAAAUGUCCUCGAUCAGGAUGAGGUGCUAAAGGACUGGCUGGAGGCCCUGGCUGUGCAGGGAUUCGCUCUGCUCAGGAAUGCGCCCGACGACGUCAAUGUGGCCCGGCGCCUGGCCGAAAGGAUUGGCUACAUCAAGCGCACCACCUACGGGGACGUCUUUGAGGUCAAGUCCAAACCGAAUGCGGGCAACUAUGCAUACCUGAUGAUGCCCCUGCCGCUGCACAAGGACAUGCCCUACUACGAGUACAAGGCGGGCAUCAACAUUCUGCACACCCUCUUCCAGUCGGAGUCGGCGGGCGGGGCUAAUACGCUGGUGGACGGCUUCCAUGUGGCCGACGAGAUGCGACGCCUCUAUCCGCAGGAGUUCGAGCUGCUGCGUUCGGUGCCCGUCAACUGGUACGACAUCGGGCACGACGGGGACCAUGCCCAACCCUUUCACAGCCUGUGGCGGGCCCAUGUUGUCUGCCUGGAUGUGGAUGGCCAGGUGGUGCGCAUCAAUCAGAACACUACGAAGCGGGACAGCCGCUUCACGGUUCCCCUGGAGCAGGCGGUGGCCUGGUACGAGGCCUAUGACAGAUUCCUGCGUCUCGCUCACGACGAGAUCGUCGAGUUCAAGACGCGGCCUGGCGACGUGUUCGUGUUCAACAACCUGCGCAUGCUCCACGGCCGCACAGCCUACGAGGACUCGCCGCAGAACAAGCGCCACCUAGUCGGCGCCUACGUCGACUGGGACAUUAUCUACUCCAAGCUAAGGACCCUGCGCUUCCCCCAGGCCCAGGAAUGUCAUCAAAAAUAGUACGCCAAUCAGCUGGGGCAGACAAUCGCCGAACAUUUAUUAUUACU
Molecule: messenger RNA, 1589 nt
Organism: Drosophila obscura
Lineage: Eukaryota; Metazoa; Arthropoda; Insecta; Diptera; Drosophilidae
Product: gamma-butyrobetaine dioxygenase-like
Exons: 3
Coding region: 1-1542 (513 amino acids)
Biological process (GO): carnitine biosynthetic process
Cellular component (GO): mitochondrion
Molecular function (GO): oxidoreductase activity
Source: RefSeq, a predicted model, not a curated record